Kogia breviceps (pygmy sperm whale) is the source of this 6515-nucleotide messenger RNA. RefSeq names its product lemur tyrosine kinase 2 (gene LMTK2). NCBI's taxonomy places the organism in Eukaryota, Metazoa, Chordata, Mammalia, Artiodactyla, Physeteridae. The record is from RefSeq and is a predicted model, not a curated record. Gene Ontology annotation, biological process: protein phosphorylation. Gene Ontology annotation, molecular function: protein kinase activity; ATP binding.
UGACGCAGCCCAUCAUGGCGGUGGGAGCGCGGCUGCACUGGCCCGCGGCUCCGCAGAGCUGCUGCCGUUGCUUCUGUUGAGAGGCGGCGGUGGCGGCGCAGGCGGGCGGGCGGGAAGGAUGGUGUUUCUGUGGUUGGAGCGGUGGGUGCGGACCAGGAUCUGGGCUGAGGUUUGGCCGAAACGACGUGUGCUCAGGAGCAGCCGGCGCGGGUGCCGCUGAGGCAGCGGAGGGAGGCAGGACCGACUGACGGACGGACGGACGGAAGGCAACCCGAGAGCCAGUCUCCGGGGCCGCGCCGUGGGCGAGAUGCCGGGGCCCCCGCCGUUGCUGCUGCUGCUCCUGGCCGCCGGCAGUGCCGGGGCCGCGCCACUUCCGCAAACAGGUGCAGGGGAGGCACCUGCUGCUGAAAUUUCCUCAUCUUUUGUGAUCCUGUCUGUGUGCAGUUUAAUGAUAUUAAUAGUGUUAAUUGCAAACUGUGUAUCCUGCUGUAAGGACCCAGAGAUAGACUUUAAGGAAUUUGAAGAUAAUUUUGAUGAUGAGAUUGACUUCACACCACCAGCAGAAGAUACUCCCUCUGUUCAGUCCCCAGCAGAAGUUUUCACACUUUCAGUACCAAAUAUUUCACUACCAGCUCCAUCACAAUUCCAGCCUUCUGUAGAAGGUUUGAAGUCUCAAGUUGCCCGCCACAGUCUAAACUAUAUACAGGAAAUUGGAAAUGGCUGGUUUGGAAAGGUGCUCCUUGGAGAGAUCUACACGGGCACUAGUGUAGUGAGAGUAAUAGUGAAGGAGUUAAAAGCAAGUGCGAGCCCAAAGGAACACGAUACUUUUUUGAAAAAUGGAGAACCAUACUAUAUUCUUCAACAUCCAAAUAUUCUUCAGUGUGUUGGACAGUGUGUAGAAGCAAUCCCCUAUCUUCUGGUGUUUGAGUUCUGUGACUUGGGCGAUCUGAAGGCUUACCUGCGCGGCGGCGAGCCCGAGCCGGCGCGGGGGGACGCGCAGACCGCGCUGCUGCAGAGGCUGGCGUGCGAGAUCGCGGCGGGGCUGGCGGCCAUGCACAAGCGGCACUUCCUGCACAGUGAUUUAGCCCUGCGGAAUUGUUUUCUUACCUCGGACUUAAAUGUGAAAGUGGGAGAUUAUGGAAUAGGAUUCAGCAGGUACAAGGAGGAUUAUAUUGAAACAGAUGAUAAAAAAUUUUUCCCUCUGCGAUGGACUGCUCCAGAAUUAGUAACCAGCUUUCAAGACAGACUACUAACUGCAGAUCAAACUAAGUAUAGUAAUAUCUGGUCCCUGGGUGUGACACUUUGGGAGCUUUUUGAGAAUGCCGCUCAGCCUUAUUCCAACCUUUCCAACGUAGAGGUUCUCAACCAGGUCAUUCGAGAGAGAGACACAAAACUCCCAAAGCCACAGCUGGGGCAGCCUUACUCCGACAGAUGGUAUGAAGUCUUACAGCUCUGCUGGCUGUCACCAGACAAGAGGCCAGCGGCCGAGGACGUGCACCGGCUGCUCACCUACCUGCGGAUGCAAAGCCAGAGGGACCCGGAAGUCGACUUUGAGCAGCAGUGGAACGCACUCAAGCCAAACACCAACAGCAGAGAUGCUGCAAGUGACGCCGCCUUCCCCAUCCUCGACCACUUCGCCAGGGACCGGCUCGGUCGUGAGAUGGAGGAGGUCCUCACCGUGACCGAGACCAGCCAGGGCCUGAGCUUCGAGUACGUCUGGGAGGCGGCCAAGCACGACCACUUCGAGGAGCGCGGCCGGGGCCCCCCGGACGAAGCCGUGUCCUACACCGGCAUCAUCUUUGCCACCGAAGCGUUUGAGAGUCCGCUCUCAGAUCCCGGGCCCGGGAAGCAAGAUGACAGUGUCCAGGAUGUCCCCGUGCGGGCCCCCGGGGUAGUGCCCGUCUUUGACGCCCACAACCUUUCCGUCGGGAGCGACUAUUACAUCCAAUUAGAAGAGAAAAGCGGUAGCAACUUGGAGCUGGACUACCCAGCUGCGCUGCUCACCACGGAAAUGGAUAAUCCAGAAAGGGCCAGUGACACAGCGUCCCAGCUUCUGACCCUCAGGAAUGUGGGAUUGGAGGAGUCCAGUACGGAUGAGGAUUUCUUCCAGAACACUGCAGACCCCAGGGAUGCCAGGGUGCCCGAGGAUGUGCAUGUCACCAAGGGUCCCGAGAGCCCUUUCGACAGUAUAUUUAGUGAUCUUGACAAAUCAGAGGCGUUGCCCGGUCACCGAAAAAUAUUUGACUUGAUGGAACUAAAUGGAGUCCAAGCUGACUUCAAGCCGACCACCUUAAGCUCAAGUUUGGAUGACCCCAGAGAGUCAGUAAUUACGCGCCACUUGGAGAAAGAAAAGACCCGUAAGCUUUUUGACUGUGAGCCUCUUUGCUUAUCAGAAAACCUCGUGCACCAAGAUGGUCUCGAUCAGCUGGAUGUUGAAGAAUUGUCAGAAAACUUUUUAUUUCUUCAAGAGAAGAACUUACUGAAAGACUCCUUGUCCAGCAAAGAACAUAUAAAUGAUCUUCAAACAGAACUUAGAAAUGCUGGUUUUCCUGAAACCAUUUUAGAAAGUCCGAGUAGAAACUCUCUAGAUGCUGAGCUUAAGUUUGCCGAAAAUAAACCGGGCUCUUCUUUGCUGCAGGAAAAUGUCAGCGCGCAGGGCAGAGGCCCGGGCGUGGCGCCCAAGGACGGCGCCUGGGCCGCGGCCUCGCCGCCUUGCCCGCAGGCGCAGGUACCUCCUACCUCGCUCGAAACAGGGGGGCUGCCUCACGAUGUCCCUCCAGGUGUGUCCCUGAAGCAGGGCGGAGCCAAGCCCACGUGUUCGGAUGUCGGUGUCCAUGAAGACGGUGUCUGCCGAGAGGUGGACCCAGACUCCGCGCCUGCCCCGGUGGACACAGCUCCCACCAGCGACAGGUCCCGAGACCUGACUCCCCAGAGGGAGGGGGCCUUGAGACUGACCCAGAGCGACUCAGGCCUUGUCCACAGCACUUUUGCCAGUAAGGUGAGUACAGGGAACAGCCUUCCAGAACUGCGGCAGAACUUGCAAAGUCAACCACUUUUGGAAGACCACUGCGGUCGAGGCCUGCCCGAGAGAGCCUCGGGGGCGGCGGAGGCUCCGAGUCAGCUGGGCUGUGGAGAUGCUGCCCCAGGGGAGCGGGGCUUGCUGUGUGCCCUCUCCUUGGCCUCUGCCAGUCAGGACAGCCUUCUAGAGGACAGCUUGUUGACGCCCAUCCCGACUUCGGAGCAGUCCGUGGAGACCCCAGGCUCCCUGGACUCGGUGGAUGUCGGGGAGGUUUUCCUGGGCUCCUUAGGCCCUCACACGCCACAGAGACUCUUGCCCCCCGAUAAGCCUGCGGACAGUGGCUACGAGACGGAGAACCUGGAGUCCCCCGAGUGGACGCUGCACCCGGCCCCCGACGGCGCCGUAGCCCCCGACGCAGGUUCAGCGGGCGACGGCGUUCGCGGGGGGCCACCUCCCAACCCCAUCAUCGUCGUCUCAGACGCAGCCGAUGGCCACGGGGGUGCAGAGGUCACCUCUCAGACUUCUGCCGCUGGCUGCCAGGGCUCGUACCGCGACUCCGCUUACUUCUCAGACAAUGACUCCGAGCCCGAUAAGAAGCCGGAGGGGGUCCCGGGAGCCUCGGCGGCGGCCUUGGGAGCGGACCGGCCCCUGACUGAGCCAGGCGCCCCAGAGCAGAGUCCCAGCCCCCUGGACGGCUGCCUGGAAACCAGCAGCAGCCAGCCUGGCCAAAGGUGUCCCCCUGCUCCGCGGAACGCCAGUCCCCCGGAAUCAAGAGAAGCGGGAGAACCAGCACCCGCUGGCGCGUCCAGACAGAUGCGCCCCGCCGACAGCAGCGAGGCCGGCAGCCCCUCAAGUCUGUCGCACUCGGAGCUGAGCAGCGGGGAUGACCUCGAGGCCCGGGGGGAGCCCCCCCGCGACAGUUGCAGUGGAAGCACACCGGCUUCCACCGGAACCGACGCCAGCGGACUCCCGGCGUGUGCAGAUGCCCCCCUCCGCCCUGGCGGCCCCGCAGCCCCGAUGGCGGAGAAGGCCUCGCGCGGCCACUCCGAGGGCCCCAAGCUGAAGGAGCCAGACGUCGAAGGGAAGUACCUGGGGAAACUCGGCGUGCCAGGGGUGCUCGAGCUCACCGAGGACGGGAUCGACGCGGAUGAGGAGGACGAAGACAGCUCCGGGUCGGAGGACGAGGACCUGCGGGCCUGCACCCCGCACAGCCUCAGCUCCGGGUCGGAGGACGAGGCGGGGCACCCGGCGCCCGUGGUCCUCAGCCGUGAGGACGGCCGCCACCUGCGCAGCCUGCUGAGGCCCCCGGCCUCUGCGGGCCCGCCGCCCGACCGCUGGAAGAGAGAAAAGAAGGCGGUGACCUUUUUCGAUGACGUCACGGUCUACCUCUUUGACCAGGAGACGCCGACCAAAGAGCUGGGCCACUGCGGAGGAGAGGCCUGUGGGCCGGAGCUGGGCAGCCCCGCACCGCCGUCAGGCUCCCCCUACCCGAGCAGGUGCACGAAUUCCGAAAGUUCCACUGAUGAAGAAGGUGGAGGCUUUGAGUGGGACGACGACUUCUCCCCGGACCCUUUUAUGUCGACGACAGCGAGCCACCUCCUCCGCCCCAGGCCUUCCCUGCAGGCGUCCAAGUACUUCUCCCCGCCGCCACCGCCGCGGGGCACGGAGCCCAGCUGGCCCCCCGCGGCGCCCUACUCCAGGUUCUCCAUCACGCCCGCCAGCAUCGCCAGCUUCUCCCUCACGCACCUCACAGACUCGGACAUGGAGCAGGGAGGAAGCAGCGAAGACGGGGAGAAAGAUUAGGUGAUGCUGAGGCACCUUUGGGCCCAGGCGGCUCCCCGGCGGCGGCGGCGUUCCCGGCUGCCCAGUGGCGCCCACUCGACAGCUGCUGACACGGGACGGGGAGGAGGACUCAGGAGGCCGAGGGAACAGCGCCGCGGGACGCCCGGCCCAGGCGUGUCUCCCAGCUCGCCCAGAGCUACUUGCUGCCCUCGCCGCCCCGCCCGCUGGAAGGGCCCGCGCCCCUGCCGUCCGCGGGGAGCCCGAGCCUGGCCGGCGUGCGGGGCUGUCGCGUCUCCGGGCGGUUUCUGGUUCCCACGUGGGGUGUUCUCCGCGCCCGCGCCUGUGCGUCCCGUCCCUGCGCAGGCCCCCGAGGACCACGACGGGAAUUGGCGCCAGUGAGCCAUAUUUAUUGUUUUUAGAGAGAUCACUAAUUGCUUUCUGUAAUUGCACUGUGGGUAAAUGUCCUGAGAGUCCCUGAUAUUGUACAGAAUCUUAAAUUAUUCAAGGAAAAUAAGGCAGGUCAAGCUGGUGCUAUCCACUAGUUUGAUUUUUUUUUCUUCUGUUUUAUAGUUUGUUUGCAUGGUACUUGUAAAGCUUAAGUAUUUUGAGUGUUAACGCUGUCUUUAGAAAUUGUUGGACUUGUACAUACGGUACUCUUUCGUAAAUGAUAAAUGAUUCUGAAUGUUAGUGUUUUAUGUUCUUAUAGGAAGUAUUUUUGAUGAGUCCAAGAAGACUGCUCUGUUUUGCUGAUUGAAUGAAACACACUUCUGUUUCUUCUCUCUGAGGUGGUUUUUUCGCCUGUUGCAGUUGAGGCUUCUCUGAGGGGCUGACGGGCCUUGCAGCUCCGCUGUGUGACUCUCCCACCCGCCCCUCCCCCAACUUCAAAAAAACCCUUUGGGUAAAAGUCGACAGGUGGUGCCCAGAGCUCAGCUUGCUUGGAACAUCCAGGUCCCCCCGUUGUCCCCAGGGGCCACGAGGCCUCCUCCCAGCUGGGCCCCAAGUCACUUCCCCUCAGAGCCGGCUCUUCUGCUUGGUUUCUAGAAGCGCAGACGGCGGUGGCUUCAGGGCCCUUGUGUGGUCACUCCUUCCUUCAGGAGCACAGAAGCUGCUCCACAGUGGGCCCUGGGGGCCGAGGACGGUUUGAGUUCAUUCUGUCUGUGCCCUUGAGGUGGUGAGCUUCUCAUGGCCCCCAGAGCCAGUCCGGAUCGUGUCCCGUCCGUGCGUGGCCUGGUGUCUGUAACCGAGGUGAUACACUACGUCCCGCAGCCGUGAGGACCACGGAGGAGCCUCCACAGCCAGCACGUCCUCCUGGUCGGGCCCUCGGGCAGCCCGAGUGGCCGUCGCCCCCAGACGCCGCCCCGGGCUCAUCUGCACUGACCCUCCCCUUCUGCGUUAAGCCCCCAGUUCUCCCCUUGCUCUGAAAGGACCGAGUGCGUCCAGUGCAGCCUCGUGAUGUCGGCGGGUGUCGGGUGUUGGUAAUAAAAAGCUGACCUCACUCGGCGGCCCUCGAGUUCUGCUCUCUGCCAGCAGCGUGGCAGCCAGUGCGUACGGGUGGGGCCUUGGGGCUGGGUUCCCCGCACACGGGCCCCUCACCCCAGGGCUGUCCGGUGCUGACAUGCUUUCCCGACUUGAGCGAGAGGCCGGAUGACCCCCCCAGGCCCGCCUGGGGCUGCAGGACGUCGGUCACGGGAACCCGGGGGCCCGGUGCAGGUGU